Brassicogethes aeneus is the source of this 789-nucleotide messenger RNA. Lineage: Eukaryota; Metazoa; Arthropoda; Insecta; Coleoptera; Nitidulidae. The record is from the annotation of a GenBank genome assembly.
AAGACAGUAGAUUAUCCCUAUAAAUACUCAAGAUAUUCUUUAGGGAUAUCAUUUCUGUUUCUGUGUUUACUGUGCAAUAUAUACAAAAAUAACAAACAAAAUGUACAAAUUCUGCGUAGUUUUGGCCUGUCUUUUGGUAAUUAGCGUUAACGCUAAGCCCAAAAAGGCCGAGCCAACAGAAAUGGAAACUUUGGCCCAAAAUACACAAAAAAUGGUGGAUGACCUCACUGCCACUCUUAAGAAAGACAUGCCAGAUUCCAAAAAAGUAGUGGAUGUCAUUAAAACCAACACAGAUGCUUUGGCCGCUAACGUACAGUCUGUUGUCACCACAAUGAACAAAAACAUCAAAGCUCAUGAAGGGGACAUCCAAAAAUCCAUCACCAAGAUCCAAACUGAUUUGGAAUCUGCAUCCAAAUCUUUGAAGACUGCUCUCGGUGAAGAUACUGUCAAGAAGGCCCAGGAAGUCAAAGAAAACUUCGACAAAACCAUCAAGGAGGCCAUGCAGACCGCCCAAAAGAUGAUGGCCAAUGCCGAGCCAGAAAUCAAAAAAACCGCCAAAACCAUGUUCGAUGGUCUAAUGGAUAUUGCCAAGAAAGUAAACAAAGAAUUGACCGACAACUUGGCCACCAAGCAAUAAAAAAUGUAAUAGAAUUGAUUGAAACAUUAUUUUUAAUAAAUCUAUUUUUUAAGGUUGUUUUGUUUAAUUUCUGUUGCCUGUAGUUUUGUUAUAUUCAACCAAUUUUAAAUUUUUUUAUGUCAAAUUUUAGAUAAUUUCAUCCACUUUAAGAU